AUGGAGCAAUCGAGUGCUCUGUCUUCGCAUAGCCCGCGUUGCUUUGCCUCUAAACCUCAGCCUCAGCCUCAGCCUCAGCCUCAGCCAGAGACGGCCUCUCAAUCCGCCGCGAGGCUGCUGUUCAAGUCACACUGGAAACUCAACACAGAAACAGCCCGCGAGGAGCCCAGAUUACGGAGGCUCCUCGGCCACAUAUCGGUCUACGACCAAACACGGAUAUUUGCACAAGCACAAGCACCUACACAGCCGUCAGCGGAAUCAAGGCCAGAACCAAACGAGCUGUCCGUCUAUAUCCAACACCAAGUGCCUUCGUUCAAAGAAUUUCAAGCCGCCCUCGAAGCCCAACUGGAAACUCUCGCACAAAUCAGAGCAGCGGCCAUACAGUACAACAACGCCGAGGAGUACGACAGCGACGAAGGAGAGGACGGUGACAGCGACUACGACAGCUGUGAUGGAGACUGGUCGGAUGAUGAGGACACGUCCGCCGAGAGCGACGACAGCUGCACCGACUACGAGAGCGAGGGCCAACGGUCCGAGUGCUCGAGUCCCACAUUCGACUCGGCGCACGCCAAGUACGCCCAGGAAGACGAGGACGAUGAUGUCUGGGCCAUCCGGCCUCUUAUACCCCUUGUGACCAACCGCCCAGCAGACUCGGGAUAG
Molecule: messenger RNA, 660 nt
Organism: Fonsecaea erecta
Lineage: Eukaryota; Fungi; Ascomycota; Eurotiomycetes; Chaetothyriales; Herpotrichiellaceae
Exons: 1
Coding region: 1-660 (219 amino acids)
Source: RefSeq, a predicted model, not a curated record